Spirometra erinaceieuropaei is the source of this 3539-nucleotide messenger RNA. The record is from the annotation of a GenBank genome assembly. NCBI's taxonomy places the organism in Eukaryota, Metazoa, Platyhelminthes, Cestoda, Diphyllobothriidea, Diphyllobothriidae.
AUGGAGCCUCGGAUGAUCAGAAAUACAAUUACUGGAAAGUCCGAUUGGCAACACCUUGUUUACUCGCCUAAGACCAACAGUUUUGAGUUGUCACUCGUGGUGGACGUUGCUAAUGGUGGCCGCGGCAUCGGCAGAAGUUCCAACCGGCGGAUCCCUAGUCGACACAUCCAUCCGCGUCUUCCACGCCAACAAACCUAUACAUUUGCGGAGAUGGCGGAGAUAGAGGAUAAAAACUGGAGAGUCCCAAUUCCCCGUUCGGUUUUCAUGCUCUACCCACAGGCGCUGGACAUUAAACAGGUGGUGGCAAAUAUAACGAACUACCGUCCCAUAACAGAGGUACUUGUCGUUUUGUAAUAUAUGUCGUAUGAGGCGUUUAGUCUACGCCCUAACUCUUAUUCAAGUUUUAUUUGAACGCAAGUUGCAUUCAAACAUAUUCGGAUCAUACGAUUAUGUAUAUGUGGGUGCCCGUAACUAAAUAUUCUGAUGCGAGUUUACCAGGCCGCAUGAAUUUCACUGGUAAAAACCAUUAUAUAUCUUAGACGUAUUUUUUUCAUUGUUACCUGAUGCAUGUGGACGUUGAUUUUUAAGCUACGUCUUCUUUUAAAUCACAGCUACAUUAACGGUUUAACCUGACCUUAUAUUAAUCCUACGUAGGAGUGUUUUUAAGACGUUAUCGGAAGUGUUGAUAUUUUGUAACUUUACCUGGAUUCCUCAUGCUGUCUGUAGAGUUGGUUGCGCGCCGCACGAUGGUCAUAAGAUGGUUUCCUGUUAGUGAUUCAAAGGUGCAAAGCCGUUUGACGUUGAAGAGUUAUUAAAUGCCGGUUUUGAAACGUUUGGCGCGGGGGAUUGAUGGUUGUUAAAUGGAGAGAAUUUCGUAAAGUGAAUGAUUUUCAUUCAGAUUCACAAACUAAAACGAAAUAAGCCUCAGCGUUGUCCACGUAGAAGGAAAGAUAUAGAUUGGGUUAACAAUAGCAUUAUACGCAAACGAUCUAACUUAAUUAAAUGUCUGAUUAAUUGACCAAUUAAUCAACGCUUAAUUGAAUGUUUGGCAGAUAUAUGCGGUUGGAUAUAUGUCCAGCAAAGGUCCAACACCAUGAGUUUUAUGACGUAUUAAGCAGUGAUGCCGCCUUUCAGUUAGAAAUGCGACAUCGAGUUAGCUUACUCCUUUGGAGGAAAUGCUCCGAAUUCUAUCGUGGGAUGGUAGAGUCAGAUAAAUUAGUAUCGAAUUCCCACUUUCGUCCUUAAAAUGAAGGAGUAUUAAUAGAAUGAAGAUAAGGCGGCAUUUUUUUAAAAAAAACUGGCCUUCUUAAAAUAAGCGCAUAUUUUGAUUUCGAUAUAUCAUAUACUAAUAUCAUAUAAAGACGGCCAGCCGGAAAUGAAGUCAGAGUAACCUGGAAUGUCUAUCGAUAAAUUGGCAGCCCGUGGCUUUGGACAAUAAUUUGAAAAUCAGCACAAUCGACCGUGCAUCAGGCAAUGGGGUGGUUUUUUACAUUUGACUUGGUUUUCACAAUUGCAAAUAGUCUUUACAUUUAAGAAUCUCCUGUGACACGGGAACCUACCUGAUGUAGACAUGUGCGGAAACGUUGAUACAUUUGUUUCCUUUGGUUCAGUCUAAUUUUAAAGGGAACGGUGGAACGCAGAUAGCAAAAUUAAUGUUCCCAGGCGAAAAUACACAGUAGGUUGGUUAACUCAUUUCAUGAGUUAACCCAUCUUCUCUAUAUUAAUCGAAAAACUGGCAUCCCGAGAAAUUGACUAAGAAGGAUGGAGUUCUUUGGUAAACAGAAACGUUACUUUAUUAAUUUUCGAGACUGGUUCUCCAGCUCGUAUUCAAACUAUGGAAGUGAAAAAGCAAUUAGCUUCUAACCUGAUUGUGGCCAAUGACUACAUGAUUGUCUUAAAUCCGAGCCAAUGUGGGUUAAUUGCAAUUUGUCAUCCUCUCUGGAUUGAUUGGGCCGCUUUGAAUUUGUCUUUAACGAUUUUGUAUGUGGCAUCCAGACCGAUAUGUCGGUUAAUGCAUGCUUCGUGUGAGUUCACUGCUUGCCACUGACUGAGUGUUUCGGUCAACGAAACCUGACAGCGCAAACGCACCGAAUAAGUAACCGAUUCCAACAUCCCAAUUUUUUGCUGUUUAUCCCCAUCAGACAGCAGAGGUUCUCAAGUUUUUUUUACACACUUGGAGAUGAAGCGGAGCUGGGAAAAAGGUGCAUGAAAUCAAGUGUUAGGAAAUCAGCAGAUAACAUGUAGAACUAGACUAGACUGGUUAUUCCAACAAAAAAAACUUGUGGCAAGUACGGCGAAUCCCAUUUUGAAAUAGACUACUGGGAUUGAUAUCACGAAGCUGAACGAUAAAUAAUGUGCUCUACGAGCCAUUUAACAUCAUUGGGACGUCUGUCGAAGCCAGAAAGUCAUACUUAGAAUUCAGGCUCAAUCACCAUUUGCAGACAAACGAUAUCCAUGAGGAUAUGGGGCAACAUAAUGACAAUUUCUGACUGAUUGGCCACAAUCGGCCAGCCAUAAAUAACUUCACUAUUUAACGUAGACGUAAUGCCUGCGACUAUUUGUUACAAAUCAAGUAGUACGAGCGAAUAACCAAUCAUUUAGCUGAAUCGCCUCCUCCUUCGUUACAGGCACCAAUAUUCAAUCAGACAAUCAGAUUCCUGAAAGUCAGCUCAACUGUCUGCGUGCCGGGAAAACCAGUCGAUAGGAAUCUGGAUGCUAUUGUGAUCGUCAAGUCUGCUGUCUACAAUUUUGCAGAUCGUAAUCGUUUACGGAGUGCUUUUGGUAAGGAAAAACAGCGUGAGCCUGAAUUCCGCAUGGCUAUGGUCUUCUCCGUGGGACUACCCCGCAGCAGCGGAGGUCGGUUCUUCCAACGUGACGGCUUUAACAUCUCACUGCCAGAUCGGGCAGGUGAGGCCAUGGAGGAGAUGCAAACGAAGAGGACAGAAGUUCUGAGAAAUCUGACAGAAGAAGCUAGAAUCAACGGUGACCUUGUAGUGGGUGACUACGAGGACACCUACUAUAACCUCAGCCUCAAAUUAUUCCACACAUACCAAUGGGCCUCUUGCUUCUGUCGGCCGCAUUUCACCUCCCAACAACGACCUCCUGUCUUAAUCUUCCUAGAUGAUGACUUUGCUUUCAAUGCAAGGCGUAUGAAGGUCGAAUUGGGGGCCCUCACGGACGCGCAGAUACGACGAGUGAUUUGGGGCUUGCCGCGUAAUCACUCACCAGCAGUUCGGCAUUCGGACUCAAAGCGCUGGGAAAAGUGGUCCGUCUCCAAACGUGAGAUGCCCUGGCCUUACUACCCGCAUUUAGCCCCCGGCUGUUUUACCGUCAUUGGCGCUGAUGUUCUCCAGGAAAUUGCUCUGGCCAUGUAUUUCACCCUGCAGUUUCCACUAGACGAUGCCUGGUUAGGCAUGGUCAUGACAAAGUUAGAUCUCCAAUUUCAAUUUCAUCCGCGCAUGUACAACAAAUGGCCUAGGGGUGUUAGAAAGAAUUCGGUUCUGUUUGCACCCCUAGACUACCUCCUUACUUCAAAAUGA